This is a messenger RNA of Magallana angulata, 1695 nucleotides long. Its product is annotated as probable serine/threonine-protein kinase clkA. Lineage: Eukaryota; Metazoa; Mollusca; Bivalvia; Ostreida; Ostreidae. The coding region runs from base 1 to 1695 and encodes 564 amino acids. The record is from RefSeq and is a predicted model, not a curated record. The transcript is spliced from 3 exons.
AUGCACAGGUGUAAUAUUCGAGAAACAUUACAGUUACUAUCAGAUCUCUCCAAUCUAGGAUCGCCUCACUCAGUGUCAGAUAACUCUGACUAUACUAUACAGAACUCUGACUAUACUAUACAGAACUCUGACUACACUAUACAGAACUCUGACUACACUAUACAGAACUCUCACUAUACUAUACAGAACUCUGACUAUACUAUUCAGAAUUCUGACUAUACUAUACAGAACUCUGACUAUACUAUACAGAACUCUCACUAUACUAUACAGAACUCUGACUUCACUAUCCAGAACUCUGACUAUACUAUACAGAACUCUGACUACACUAUUCAGAACUCUGACUAUACUAUACAGAACUCUGACUACACUAUACAGAACUCUGACUACACUGACUACAAUAUACAGAAAUCUGACUACACUAUACAGAACUCUGACUACACUAUACAGAACUCUGACUACACUAUCCAGAACUCUGACUACACUAUACAGAACUCUGACUACACUAUACAGAACUCUGACUAUACUAUACAGAACUCUGACUACACUAUACAGAACUCUGACUAUACUAUACAGAAUUAUAACUCUGACUAUACUAUACAGAACUCUGACUAUACUAUACAGAACUCUGACUAUACUAUACAGAUCUCUGACUAUACUAUACAGAACUCUGACUACACUAUACAGAACUCUGACUAUACUAUACAGAACUCUGACUACACUAUACAGAAUUCUGACUUUACUAUACAGAAUUCUGACUAUACUAUACACAAAUCUGACAACACUAUACAGAACUCUGACUACACUAUACAGAACUCUGACUACACUAUACAGAACUCUGACUAUACUAUACAGAACUCUGACUAUACUAUACAGAACUCUGACUACACUAUCCAGAACUCUGACUAUACUAUACAGAUCUCUGACUAUACUAUACAGAACUCUGACUACACUAUACAGAACUCUGACUAUACUAUACAGAACUCUGACUACAAUAUACAGAAUUCUGACUUUACUAUACAGAAUUCUGACUAUACUAUACAGAAAUCUGACAACACUAUACAGAACUCUGACUACACUAUACAGAACUCUGACUACACUAUACAGAACUCUGACUAUACUAUACAGAACUCUGACUAUACUAUACAGAACUCUGACUACACUAUCCAGAACUCUGACGAUACUAUACAGAACUCUAACUAUAAUAUACAGAACUCUGACUAUACUAUAGAGAACUCUGACUACACUAUACAGAACUCUGACUACACAAUACAGAACUCUGACUAUACUAUACAGAACUCUGACUAUACUAUACAGAACAUUGACUACACUAUACAGAACUCUGACUACACUAUACAGAACUCUGACUACACUAUACAGAACUCUGACUAUACUAUACAGAACUCUGACUAUACUAUACAGAACUCUCACUAUACUAUACAGAACUCUGACUACACUAUCCAGAACUCUCACUAUACUAUACAGAACUCUGACUACACUAUACAGAACUCUGACUACACUAUACAGAACUCUGACUAUAAUAUACACAACUCUGACUACACUAUACAAAACUCUGACUAUACUAUACAGAACUUUGACUACACUCUGACUAUACUAUACAGAACUCUGACUACACUAUACAGAACUCUGACUACACUAUACAGAACUCUGACUACACUAUACAGAACCGCUGAUUAA